Messenger RNA from Vavraia culicis subsp. floridensis, 3876 nucleotides. RefSeq names its product phospholipid-translocating P-type ATPase, flippase. Lineage: Eukaryota; Fungi; Microsporidia; Pleistophoridae. Gene Ontology annotation, molecular function: magnesium ion binding; ATP binding; ATP hydrolysis activity. The record is from RefSeq and is a predicted model, not a curated record. The coding region runs from base 17 to 3847 and encodes 1276 amino acids. Gene Ontology annotation, biological process: endocytosis; retrograde vesicle-mediated transport, Golgi to endoplasmic reticulum; phospholipid translocation. The transcript has a single exon. Gene Ontology annotation, cellular component: plasma membrane; endosome; trans-Golgi network.
CACUUCCAAACCCAUCAUGAAAAAGCAAGAAGAUGUCGUAUUCCGAACGAUAACAGUAUCAAAACCUAUAAAACACACGUAUCCACGCAACAUAAUACGCAACCAGAAGUAUUCAUGGUACAGCUUUCCAUUCAUAGUGCUUCUCAAUCAGUUCAGGCAUUUCUUCAACGUGUAUUUCUUUUUCGUAAGCUUUUCGCAGCUUAUAAAGACGUACCGUGUAGGACCGCUGAUAUCGAACAUAGCACCGUGGUUCUUCGUGCUGUUCCUUACACUUGGCAAAGAAGCUGUUGAUGACAUACAGAGGUAUGUUCGUGACAAGGAGGCAAACUCGGAGGAGUACAAGAAGGUUACGAGGGACGGUAUUAUGGUGGUGCCGUCCUCUACGUUGCAGGUUGGUGAUUUGAUUGUGCUGGAGAAGAAUCAGAGGGUGCCUGCUGACAUGGUAAUUCUGAAAACGCAUGAGGAAGAGGGACAGUGCUUUAUCAGAACCGAUCAGCUGGACGGAGAAACCGACUGGAAGUUAAGAAAUGCUGCGGCGUCAACACAGGCACAGGAUACUGCGCAUUUAUUUAAGAGAUCCAAAGAGAUGACGGGAAUGCCAUCUGUUAUGGGGAGCUUAGAUAAUUUGGAUGAAGGACCGGUCCAAGGAUUAGAUAAAGAGGUGGACCAUGAACUGGAUGACGAGUUUGAUGAAGAGAAAGACCGUGGAUUAGACCAGGGGCUAGAUCAUAGGCCAGGUGAAAGGUUUGAUGAGGGAAAGGAUGAUGGAUUAAACAGGGGAGUCGACCGCGAGGUAGACUAUGUGUCAAAUGAGGGAUCUAAUGAAGGAUUGAACGAGAAUUUAGACAAGAAAGUAGGUCUCGGUUCAGAACAAGGAGCAAAUUAUAAGUCAGAGGGCAGAUCAAAGCAUGGGACAAACCAAAGCUCAGAUAUCAAUCAAGGAACAAAGCGAGAAUUCAACCAAGGAUUGAGUAAUGCUGGAAUGAAUGAAGAAAUGAACGAAGAAGUAAGUAAGGAGAAGAGAAGCUUUGCUGAAAGAGAUGGGAAAACAAGCACUGAUGGAUCGAAUCUAGAAACAAACGUGAAAACUACCCGUAGUAACAAAAACGUGAGCGAAAAAAACAAUAAAAGUAUAAAUACUGAUAGAUCAAGCAUGAACAAGGGAGGAGCUGACGGCUCGUCCGAUGAGAUUCACGAAGUUGAAGUUCAUGAUAUGGAUGUAGCAGGUGGGAGAGAUGAGCAAGACGGAAACGAAAACGGUAGUAAGGAUGAUGACGAUCAGAAACACAAGAAUACCAAUGAAACAGGUGCAAGAAGUGAGCAUCCACGCUCAACAGUCAUAAAAAUUGAACGGAGCAUACGGCGUACUACGUCCAAAAACAUGCUUGUAAAGACGGACACAUCAGAACUGUUCAACAGUGAUAUCGUUAUUUAUGCAGACAAGCCACACAAGGAUAUUUACAAUUUCAUUGGUCGACUGACUGUGAACAGGAAUGGGGGAACGAGUGCUGAGCCGCUCAAUCUCGAUAACGUAAUUUGGAUGAACACUGUGCUUGCAACACAGGGGGUGAUAGGCUGUGUGAUAUACACAGGCAAGGAAACCCGUGCAAUGAUGAACACCGCACAGCCCCGAAACAAGUUCGGCAAGAUCGAGGAAGAGAUUAAUUACUACUCCAUUCUGCUGUGCGUAUCAUCGGUAAUAGCAGCGUGCAUUUUCCUGUUCUUCUCGGGCAUUUCUGCUCGCUUUGAUGUGAACCUUGUGCGGUUCAUCAUCAUUUUCUCUUCUGUCAUUCCGAUCUCUCUCAAGGUCACGAUCGAUGUGGCUCGCAUGUUCUUCUACUCGAACUCAAUUAUGAAGGAUCAGGACAUACCGGGGUGUAUCGUGCGCAACAGCAACAUACCGGAGGAGCUGGGACGUAUCACAUAUCUGCUGAGUGAUAAAACGGGCACGCUCACGCGCAACGAGAUGGAGAUGCGCAAGGUGCACGUGGGCACGAUAUGUUACACAACGGAACUGAAUAACGAGAUAACAGAGAUAAUACGUAAGAAGAUGGGCAGGAAACACAGAAGAGCACGUGAUCUGGGCAGCAAGGUGUUUGAGCUGGUGCGUGCGCUUGCUCUGUGCCACAACGUUACACCUGUGGAGGAGGACGGUAAACGCUCGUAUCAGGCAAGUUCGCCCGACGAGAUCGCGAUCGUGCAGUGGUGCGAAGCCGUGGGUAUGGUGCUCGAGAAGCGUACGAAGGAUAACGUGGAAAUAUGCAUCUUGGGAGACACCGUGAAACGAUACGUGAUACUUCACGUGUUUCCGUUUACAUCCGAUACAAAGCGCAUGGGUGUGCUGCUGCGCGAUGAGGACACUGACGAGGUGUUGUUCGUGCUUAAGGGCGCAGAUACGGUCAUGCGCACGAUCGUGGAAAAGAAUGACUGGUUAGACGAAGAGGUGGACAACAUGGCGCGAGAGGGGCUGCGCACACUCGUGAUUGGUGUGAAACGGCUAAAAGCGGAUGAGUACGAUGCCUUUGAAAGCGCGUUCAGACAGGCAAACCUUGCAAUCAAUAACCGUAACGAGGAAGUGCAACGCGUGGUGUGUUCGCUUGAGCGCAAUCUAAAACUGCUCGGACUCACAGGCGUGGAGGACAAACUGCAGGAGAAUGUGAACCAAUCACUUGAGAAUCUGCGCAAUGCCGGCGUUAAAAUUUGGAUGCUUACAGGUGACAAGGUCGAGACUGCCAUUUCAAUCAGCAUUUCAUCACGGCUGUUCCUGAAGCGUAAUCGCUACGAGGUGCUGCAGGUCACAUCACGCGAGGAUGCAUGGCAGCAGCUGAGCAUGGUGAAAGAGAAAAUGAUCAACUACGUGAUCAUCGACGGGCGCAGCCUGCAGAUUAUGAUCGACAAUUUUAUGAGCGAAUUCAUAAAAUUUGCUGCCACGCUCGAUGCGGUCGUGUGCUGUCGAUGCACGCCCACACAGAAGGCACUCGUUGCGCGCAACCUGCGCAUGCUCACAUCGCAUCGCGUGGCGUGCAUAGGAGACGGUGGUAACGACGUGUCUAUGAUUACCGAGGCAAAUGUAGGCAUCGGCAUUGUGGGCAAGGAGGGCAAUCAGGCAUCACUUGCAGCAGACUUUUCGAUACUUAAGUUCUCGGACGUGACCACGCUGUUCUUCUGGCACGGUAGGAACUGCUAUAAGGGCACUGCCAAGCUCAUCCAAUUCAUCAUCCACCGCGGAACGAUCAUCUCAGUGAUGCAGGGCAUCUUCUCAGCCGUGUUUUUGUUCUCGCCCAUUGCGUUGUACCAAGGGUUCAUCAUGGUGGGCUACGUGUGCAUAUACACAAUGUGCCCGAUGUGGUGUAUAAUCCUUGACAGGGACGUGAGCAAGGAAAACUGCUUCAAAUAUCCCGAGCUGUACAAGGAGAUGGUGCACACGAAGCUUCUGUCCGCGAGCUCGUUCGCCAGCUGGAACCUGAUCAGUUUUUAUCAGGGCUCGGUGAUAAUGAUCGCUACUUUCUUCAUGUUCAAGCACGAACUGCUCUCAAUCGUAAGUAUUACGUUCAGUUGUCUGGUGCUCAACGAGCUGCUGGUUGUUCUUCUGAUGGUGUCGUCGAUCAACCGAUGGAUGAUCCUUUCACAGGUUGUUUCUUUGAUUGCUUAUGUGCUAAGUUUCGUGUUCCUGAGAAGUGAGCUGCGCUUGCCGUCUGACUUUAAGUAUUUUAUUGGAUCGGUAGCACUUAUCAGUUUAAUUGCGAUUGCUUUUUCUGUUGCUGAAAGACUCUACCUCAAGUAUCUUAGGCCGCCGUCUUACAGUAAAAUACAGAACGCCAAUCUUGGAUCGCUUACGGGCAAGUAAUUUGAUAAAUAAAUUCACUUUUUCGCAUA